Molecule: messenger RNA, 237 nt
Organism: Kwoniella mangroviensis CBS 8507
Lineage: Eukaryota; Fungi; Basidiomycota; Tremellomycetes; Tremellales; Cryptococcaceae
Exons: 1
Coding region: 1-237 (78 amino acids)
Source: RefSeq, a predicted model, not a curated record
AUGCCGACUAUCGCAAGAAACGCCAUAUCACUCAUCGAAGCCGAGCUCGAUCUUGGCGAAUACGACGAAUACGACGACAUUGAGCCUUCACUGGCACCAGACGAGUCAGAACUCGAUCACGACGAUGAUGAUGUAUCUCACUUGCAGUCUGUUGCAGAAGGAGGCAUGCACCCCCGAUUCGACGAUGCUACCACCGGUUUCUUCGGUCCAUCAAAUUUAGAAACCCCAAUCACUUAG